UACUAAUGAAAAAUAAAAUAAAUUAAAUUAAAAUUUUUUGCUUAAUCAUGGGUUGGAAUAUUUACAAAUUAUUGUGUUGCUGUGGCAGUUCUAAUGAAUCAACUAGAAUAGAUGUGGCGAUUGUCCGAGAACAACAAGCUGCUGCUGCUGAAAAACGUUUAAAAGAACAAGAAAGUCGAGGAAUUAAAAAUCCAGAUCGCGUCAAACGUAUGCAACGAGAACAACAAAAACGUGAUGAAGAAAUUAGCAAAAAUGCCAAUAUGGGAACAAGUACUGGAUUAAAGUGGCAAGUGAGUUAAUUAUUCAAAAUAUUGAAGUUUAUAU
Melanaphis sacchari is the source of this 324-nucleotide messenger RNA. RefSeq lists its product as uncharacterized. Gene Ontology annotation, cellular component: endoplasmic reticulum membrane. Lineage: Eukaryota; Metazoa; Arthropoda; Insecta; Hemiptera; Aphididae. The record is from RefSeq and is a predicted model, not a curated record. The coding region runs from base 48 to 299 and encodes 83 amino acids. The transcript is spliced from 3 exons. Gene Ontology annotation, biological process: positive regulation of autophagy; negative regulation of VCP-NPL4-UFD1 AAA ATPase complex assembly; negative regulation of retrograde protein transport, ER to cytosol.